Racocetra fulgida is the source of this 755-nucleotide messenger RNA. The record is from the annotation of a GenBank genome assembly. Lineage: Eukaryota; Fungi; Glomeromycota; Glomeromycetes; Diversisporales; Gigasporaceae.
ACUUUUAUAAUGAUAAAAAUGAAAUCAAUGUUAUUACUACUGUUAAUAAUGUUAACAAUAUCACCAAUGUUACCAAUAAUUAUAAUGAAAAAAAAUUUAAUGAUGAUAAUAAAAGUGAAUAUGAAAGUGCAGAGUUAGAUGUGCUAAAAUUAAUCAUAGACAUGGAAUUUGGAACAUGGGAAAUUGCUAAAGCAUAUCUUGAAGAUUAUGCUAAACAAGAAGGGUUUUGUUUUCCUGAUGUUGUUGAAGAAAUUCAAGCCAUAUUUGAUAAACAGUCUAAGAGAGCAUUACUUAAUAAAUUUAAAAAUGAAAUAGCAACCAAAGGAUUACCUAAUAUAAUGGAAGAGUACUUUCUAGAACUGAAUAAGCAAUUGAAAGAAUACUUUACACCACAAAUAUAUCAAAGCAAUGUAACCAAAUCUGAGAUCGAUCAACAAAUUCUUUCUUCAAUUUCAAUGUAUCAAAUUGUUAGAAAUAUACUAAAUCCAAUUCCUCCUAAACCUUUAUUAUUUAAUCAUCUUUCAGAUAUUAGAAAACUAACUCAUGUUGAACAAAAGAGGAGUUCUAAACAAAAGUAUGGUUUUGGAAUUAGCUACGCUAAAAAAGCUCUAGACUAUACAAUUCGAGCAGAUAAAGUUGAUGAGUUCAUCAAUUAUUUGGAAAGAUUCAUUAAAGAUACAAAAGAUGAAUUAGAUAAACAUCAAGAUGUUACAAACAUUGAAAAUCUAAUUGUCAUUAAUCCAAUUCAUAUGUAA